Molecule: messenger RNA, 2321 nt
Organism: Rhinichthys klamathensis goyatoka
Lineage: Eukaryota; Metazoa; Chordata; Actinopteri; Cypriniformes; Leuciscidae
Gene: cpne7
Product: copine VII
Exons: 16
Coding region: 393-2177 (594 amino acids)
Biological process (GO): cellular response to calcium ion
Cellular component (GO): plasma membrane
Molecular function (GO): calcium-dependent phospholipid binding
Source: RefSeq, a predicted model, not a curated record
GAAGCUGCUUAAUUCACUCCAAUGUGGCUCUUCAACGUAACAUGAACUAGCGCGCGGUGGGCAUGUGUCUCGCACACACACAUACACACUGAGAGAAGCAGCAGCAACAGCAGCAGUCUGUUGUGAAGAGGCUGUUAACUGAAGAUCUCAUCUGGGAUUUCCCUGUUGUAAUACUAAUGGACAUCUCUGAUUUACAACACCCCAUUUGAUCCCUUUAUAUCUGAACCAUUCCCAGCAGCCCGCUCUCCUCUAAAGCGAAUCAGAUAUAGAGAUGUCUCUCCGUAAAGAGCUUUAAGUCGAACUGACAGAUUCUUUUUUUUUUUGGUGACAUUUCACAUCUUUUGCUUUACGAAGAAACAACACAAGGUCACAUUAAAAGGUAGACUCCCUGAAUGGGAGAGUCCUGCUUCAAUCAAACUGAGGCUUUUAAAGAUCGCCCGAUUGACAGUGCCAUCUCCCAUCUCCCGCUGACCCUCCGCACUCAACUUUCUGUCAGGAUGAGUGACUCGCAGGAAGCCACGUCCCCAGUGGCAGGCAUAGGAGGUCCUGUUGCUUGUGUUUCCAAGGUGGAGCUGCGUGUUUGCUGCAAGUCCCUGUUGGACCGGGACACGCUCAAUAAGUCUGACCCCUGCGUCAUGCUCAUGGUACAGAACCAAGGUCAAUGGACUGAACUGGACCGUACUGAGGUGAUCAAGAGUAACCUGAAUCCCGUCUUUGCUAAAGUCUUAAUGCUGGACUACUACUUUGAGGAAGUACAGAAACUGCGCUUUGAAGUUUACGACAUCCACGGAACCCACAGCAUUGGAACGCGCGAUGACGACUUCCUGGGUGGCGUGGAAUGCACGCUUGGACAGAUAGUGGCCCAAAAAAAGAUGAUGAAACCUCUGUUGCUGAAAUAUGGAAAAUAUGCUGGAAAAUCCACUAUAACAAUUCACGCAGAAGAGAUUUCUGGGAACAAUGGUUACUUGGAGCUUUCCUUCUGUGCCAAGAAGUUAGAUGACAAGGAUCUCUUCAGCAAGUCAGAUCCAUUCUUGGAGAUUUACCGGAUCAAUGAUGAUGGAACAGAACAGCUUGUGCACAGAACUGAAGUGAUUAAAAACAACUUGAACCCUGUGUGGGAAUCCUUUAAGGUGUCUCUCAUUUCUCUGUGCAGCUGUGAUGACGAAAGGAAGUUAAAGUGCUUAGUCUGGGACUAUGACUCGAGGGGAAAGCAUGACUUCAUUGGUGAAUUCUACACUAAUUUCAAAGAAAUGCAGAAGAUUUCCUCAGGAAACAAGGUCACGUGGGAGUGCAUCAAUCCAAAAUACAAACUGAAGAAGAAGAACUACAAGAACUCUGGGUUGGUGAUUCUCAGCGAUCUCAAGCUUCACAGAGUCUAUUCCUUCCUGGACUACAUCAUGGGAGGCUGCCAAAUACACUUCACAGUUGCCAUUGACUUCACGGCGUCCAAUGGGGACCCUCGCAAUAGCUGUUCCCUGCACUACAUCAACCCAUAUCAGCCAAACGAGUAUCUGAAAGCUUUGAUAGCCGUGGGAGAGAUCUGCCAGGAUUACGACAGUGACAAACGGUUCUCUGCUUUGGGCUUUGGGGCAAGAAUUCCACCUAAUUAUGAGGUGUCUCAUGACUUUGCCAUCAAUUUCAACCCGGAGGAUGAUGAAUGUGAAGAGAUCCAGGGGGUCGUGGAAGCCUACCAAAACUGCCUGCCCAAGAUCCAGCUCUACGGUCCCACUAAUGUGGCUCCCAUCAUCAACAGAAUAGCUAAACUGGCAGCUGGGAAGGAACCCAUCAAAGACGCUUCUCUAUAUCAUAUCCUGCUGAUCCUCACAGACGGGGUGGUAACCGACAUGGCCGAUACACGGGAGGCCAUUGUUCGGGCCUCCUACCAGCCUAUGUCCAUCAUCAUAGUGGGAGUGGGAAACGCUGACUUCACGGACAUGCAGAUCCUCGAUGGAGAUGAUGGAGUCCUGCGCUCACCCAAAGGGGAACCAGUCUUGAGGGACAUCGUCCAGUUUGUGCCCUUUAGAGACUUUAAAACGGCUUCACCAGCUGCACUGGCAAAGUGUGUCCUAGCGGAGGUGCCUAAACAGGUAGUGGAGUACUUCAGUCACAAGGCCAUACCACCCAUAAACCCAGUGAUGAAUUCAAACCCCAACUCCAUCGCCAACACACCUGAAUAACACUCAAACCUCUGGUCAAGCCCUCUACUCCUCAACGGUCCAGCAAAGAGAGUGAGAGCUGGGACAGGCCUGCUCUGCCACAACACACAGUACAUUGACUACAUUUUGUUCAUUCAUAAGGUGUUUACACACGACUGACGGUUU